Molecule: messenger RNA, 1525 nt
Organism: Cannabis sativa
Lineage: Eukaryota; Viridiplantae; Streptophyta; Magnoliopsida; Rosales; Cannabaceae
Product: glutaminyl-peptide cyclotransferase
Exons: 11
Coding region: 209-1186 (325 amino acids)
Molecular function (GO): glutaminyl-peptide cyclotransferase activity
Source: RefSeq, a predicted model, not a curated record
AAUUAAAAUGAUAAUCAGCUGGAGAACUCCUCACCCAAUACCAGCUGGACCUGCUCUUUCAAGUUAGUCAACCAACUAAUCAACGACACCGGCGUAUUAUAGUGGCCAUUUGGGUCUCUGCAAUCUCUGGGCGCAGUACACACCCCACCUUCAAAAGCUUGACCUAUUCCCGUCACUGACCGUUGAUCCAUGACUAAUUCCGAACACCAUGUCCAAAGGAUCGCUUAGAAAGAAAAACCUCAAUAAGCGCCUCAACUCCAAUCCCAAAUCUCCCAUGGCAAUUGGAUCAAUUCAUUCGAGUUUCAGAAGAGGCUCUCUGAUAUUUGCCGUUUUCCUCAUGCUUUGCGUGGUUGUUACACUGGGAAUUUCGUCCAACAUGUGGACCGUGCUCAAGCACGAUGCUGCUUCUCCUGCAAUUUACUCGAUUGAGGUUGUCAAUGAGUUCCCUCAUGAUUCUCAAGCCUUUACUCAGGGACUUGUCUAUGCUGGCAAUGACACCCUGUUUGAGUCAACUGGCUUAUAUGGACGGUCAUCUGUGCGAAAGGUUGCUCUUCAAACCGGAAAGGUCAAUGUUCUUCAACAGAUGGAUAGUUCCUAUUUUGGUGAGGGUUUGACUCUAAUUGGCCGAAGGCUGUUCCAAGUAACCUGGUUGACAGAAACUGGUUUCAUCUAUGACCGUUAUAAUUUAAGCAAAUUCAAGAAAUUUACUCAUCAGAUGAAAGACGGUUGGGGACUCGCAACUGAUGACAAAGUGUUGUUUGGAAGUGAUGGGACAUCAACAUUGUACAAGAUUGACCCACGAACACUGAAAGUCAUCAGUAAAAAUAUCUUAAAAUUUAAUGGCUAUGAAGUACAUAACAUUAAUGAGCUGGAGUUUAUAGAUGGCGAAGUUUGGGCAAAUGUUUGGGGGACAGACUGCAUUGCUAGAAUCUCGCCUGGGGAUGGUAGCAUGCUUGGAUGGAUUCUUCUUCCAGAGCUGAGGGAGAAACUUGUCCGUGCUGGGAAUCAGGAUAUAGAUGUUCUAAAUGGCAUUGCUUGGGAUAGGAGCAGAAAUCGCAUUUUUGUGACUGGAAAGCUAUGGCCGAAGCUUUUUGAGAUCAAGCUGCAACCAAUAAAGAAACAACCUAGUCCCGGGGUCAUUGAGCAGCUGUGCUUGCGGCCUCCAAACAAUUUUGGGAGGCCAUAGACUUAACAUUUGUUCAAAAAUCUUGUUUUAUGCAACAUUGCCUAGAGCGGGACAGGCUGUUUCGGUAUUACAUUAUUACAUCAAGCGAAGUAUGACACUCUGGUGCGACAUCCAUGAAGAAAUUGCACUCGGUUACUCUAUCAUUGACUGAAAUUUUGUAAAAUUUCAUACUAGGAUUAAAAUGAAAUAUUAUCUGAUUGUACAGACAAAUUCAAGUUAAAUAUUGAGACUCUAAAUGGCCGUAGCAAAGUUACAACUCUAUCUUUGGCAUGUAUUUUCUAUGACUAAAUUUUUAUAUUAAUUAUAUAAUAAUAAUGAUUUUCCUUUUUGUUAUAGAAA